This is a messenger RNA of Sodiomyces alkalinus F11, 2766 nucleotides long. RefSeq lists its product as hypothetical. The record is from RefSeq and is a predicted model, not a curated record. NCBI's taxonomy places the organism in Eukaryota, Fungi, Ascomycota, Sordariomycetes, Glomerellales, Plectosphaerellaceae. The transcript has 6 exons. The coding region runs from base 1 to 2766 and encodes 921 amino acids. Gene Ontology annotation, molecular function: protein kinase activity; ATP binding. Gene Ontology annotation, biological process: protein phosphorylation.
AUGACGUCGCUAAAGCACAUCAACAACGAAAUAGUGUCCAAGUUGCAAGGGACUGUGAAAGUUGACUUGGCGUCUCUUUUUUUUGCCAUCGGGCCGGAAGAAAUAGACGAAGUCGAUAAAGAUAAUGUGGAGCGCCUCGUGAAGAUUUUCGAGUUGGAAGGGUGCAACCGUCUUAGCCCAGCUCACUCCAUUCCUGGCUCUAUAUCGGCUGAUGUGCUCCAAACUGCGUUGGCACAUUCUAGCCUCACCAUCGAGAACUUGCGAGAUGUUGAACCACCCACCCUAUACCUGCCUCCAGGUUUGCAAAUUGAGUGCCUUCAAGGCAAGCAUCGCCUCGCAGCGUUAAGAGAGUCCAAAAAGCUCCAUCCCUGGUGGACGGUCAGACUCUAUGUUGCGAAGAGGCUCUACAAGCGCGACAGUCUGGCUGGGGCAAUUCGCCUCGUUCUUGAGAUGCCAGGCCAACGAAAGCACUUCAAACUAGGUGUCUGGAAAAGAAUAAUAACUGAAGGAUGUGACGAGGAGAUCGUACACUACCUCCGCCUCAUACAUGACACCUUUGCCUUCAUCAUGGGAUCUGACACAGCCCUGAGGCUUGUGGAUGAAGAGACGGUCCAAAGUUUCGAGCUCCGUGCCCCCGGAGUGUCACAUCAGGACGAUCUUUACGUUUCUGCUGCCGUGUCGGAAAAUGCGGUGCUCUGGUACCUGGAAGACGAAUCCGCCAGGGAACAAGUGAUUAGGCGACUGAGAAACGUCCACUACUUGAUUCCGACGAUCUAUUCCUUGCAGAUGGACUUCUACUACUUGCAGCAGUGCACCAGCGUCAUGAGAAGGCUGAUAUCCGGCAAGGAUCGCCUUCCCGUCACCGUACAGUCAUUGGCCUGGAGCGCCUUUACUCUCCCCCAUGCCUCGGUCUUCAGCCCUGAAUCAGAUUUUCUCGGAAACCUCAAGCUUCUCUAUCUCUAUAUCAUGCAGACCGCUGUCGAGCUUUCAGGCGAGAACCCGCUCCUGGAAGAUAAUGAAGAGAAGCCGGAGCCUCUGCAGUAUGACGAGAGUGCCUGGGUUCACUUAGCUAUGCAAGCUAAAGGCAAGGGGUUUGAUUCUGAUGAGAUAUCUCGGCUGUGUUCUGUGGACCUGGAACGUCAAGUGGCUUCGAACCUUCUCCAAGCCGCUCGGCCGCCUUCAGGCUUCGACUGGGGGAAGAACUUCGACAAGCUGGUUGAUAUGCAAGUCAAGAUCCUUAAGGAAGCGCAGCCUAUCCAAAACGAGCCCGGCAGUCCCGAGCUGAUCACUGAUCGUCACGGAGAACCAAUUGCUCGACGCUGUGGGCGCCAGUACUCCAAGGCUUAUGCUCACGACCGUCACUUCUAUACAGUAGACUUGUUUACAUGUAUGGUGCAGAGGGGAUCCGAUGUUACCUCCCUGUUUGUUCGGAGAUCUGUCUUCCAUGCUUUUUGGGGCAUUCAUGAGAUCAAGAACCGCGAGGGUUCAGGAAAUGAAGAUGACAUGCCGGAUGCGCCCGAGGAAGCAGGGGUAUCCGGCUCAGACGAAUCGCUGGAACUAUGUGCUCCGGAAGCUGAUGAAGAUGACGAAAUGAGAGACGCCCCAGCUUUUUCAAGGCAUUCAGAGCGAAAACAGCCACGCCAAACAUUGAGGAAAAGGAAAGCGCAGAGAGACCGGCUCAGAGAUGGGCCAGUUGCCAAGGUCCAAUCCAAGGCAACAGCUAAAGGGCCUCGCAGGGCCACCGCCGCUGGUAGGAGCUCGGCGGUCACAACAUUCAUUCCGCAGCUCGAGCUCCAGGCUGGGCCGCAAGAUGGACAACAAGCAACGGAGCCCGACCACCGACUGAUGACUAUGAUAGUCCGGAAAGACGGUAACCUGGAAGAUGCUAGGCAAUGUCGCCGCUCAUCAGUCAUCCAAGCAAUAGAUGAAUCGAGAAUGCUCUUUCUGCAGGCACACAGGCUCAUUCAGAAUCCCAGGCAACAAAAUGUUGCCUCCUACUUCAACCCUCGAUCCGACAGUGAACCAACCAGCGCCAACAAAAAGCCUAAACUACUGCGCCCAAGCCACCUCAUCAAGCGAACGAUUGAGGCUCAGGAGGGAAAUGCUGUGCGGAUGCUAGCCGGCUCGCCCCGGAAGCAAUAUAACGACAGAUACCAAAUCAAAUUUGGUCACAUGUUUGGCGUUGUCACGGCUCGUGGCUCCGGUCAAGUUCGGAUGAUUCGCACGAUCAAGGGACCUAAUGCCGACGAGCAUAUAUACAGUUCUUACGAUCUACAAGACAACUUUCUUAUUUCAGAGUUCAUGGAAACGUCUCUCCGGCAUCUAGGCCGGUCGCCAAUCUACCCUAACGAGGAGCAGCUCAGUUCUAUCUUGCAUCAGGUUCUUUCCGGUGUCGAAUUUCUCUUGCAGAAUAACUUGGUCCAUGAGCGGCUGUCUCCCGCGAACAUCCUGGUCAAUGCUGCUGGAGAAGUCAAAAUCUCCGAUAUUGACAACUGCCGACGAGACGGUGAUGGCACGAAGCUUCUAGAGUCGUUCAGCGGGUUGAUGAUGAAGCUGAUGGAUAAGGAGAAGGCAGGGCCUACAGUGACUGGGCUGUCUCACCCUGAUCGCUGGUCGGACGCGGCCUUUGACAUGUUCACUCUGGCUGUCUCCAAGCCUGGCAUCAAAGAGUUGAUGAAUCACAGGUUCCUGCUGAAGAGAGAUCAAAAGGAGCUGUGGUGGUUGGUUCUAAUGGUGCUUAUUUCUGCGAAGCAUGACAGAUGCUAG